GAGCGACCGCGGCAUGUUGCGCGUGUGGCUGAUCGUGCUGGCGCUGGCCGGCGCCGGCGCCGUCUACAACCGCGAGCGCGACCGCAUGCGCGCCGACCCGCGCCUGCUGGAGCGCGCCUGCGAGCUCAGUUCCUGCUACCCCGCCACCGGUAACCUGCUCAUCGGCCGCGAAUCCCGCCUCUUCGCCUCCUCCACGUGUGGCUUAUACGGCCGCGAGCGCUACUGCAUCGUCUCCCACUUGGAGGACCGAAAAAAAUGCUUCUGGUGCGACUCCACCAACAACACGACCCUCAACCCGAGCCUCAACCACCGGAUACAGAAUAUAAUUUACAAAUUCCACCCCGGAACCCGGACCAAAUCCUGGUGGCAAUCCGAAAAUGGCAAGGAGAAUGUCACUAUUCAAUUGGACAUGGAGGCGGAAUUUCACCUUACCCAUUUGAUAAUACAGUUUAAAACGUUCCGGCCCGCGGCUAUGUUGGUAGAGCGAUCUUUCGACUUUGGUCAAACCUGGCGCGUUUACCGAUAUUUCGCGCACAAAUGCAGCGAAGCUUUCCCCGGUGUGCCGACGCAUUCACAGCGUAGUUUAACCGAGGUGGUGUGCGAAUCUCGUUACUCAGGAGUGGCACCGUCGUCGGAAGGCGAAGUUAUUUUCAGAGUUUUACCACCGAAUAUAAACGUUACGAAUCCGUACUCCGAGGAAGUACAAAAUCUAUUACGAAUGACGAACCUUCGUAUUAACUUUACGAAACUUCAUACUCUCGGUGACGAUUUGCUAGAUAAUAGAGCCGAAAUACAAGAGAAAUAUUAUUAUUCGAUUUACGAAAUGACAGUACGUGGAUCUUGUUCCUGUUAUGGACACGCGUCGAGAUGUUUACCUAUGCCAGGUGUUGAAUCGAAAAACAAUAUGGUACAUGGACGCUGUGAGUGUACACAUAACACGAGAGGGCUUAAUUGCGAAUAUUGUGAAGAUUUUUAUAACGAUCUGCCGUGGCAGCCAGCUGUCGGGAAAACAUCCAACGCAUGUAAGAGAUGCACGUGCAACAAUCACGCAACAACAUGUCACUUUGACGCCGCUGUGUACAAUAAAACUGGUAAAAUAAGCGGUGGAGUAUGUGACAAUUGCCAGCAUAAUACAAUAGGUAUAAAUUGUGAACGCUGUCAGCCGAAAUUUUACCGAGAUCCUAGUCUGGACAUUCAAAGUCCGGACACGUGUAAACCGUGCGACUGCGACCCGCAAGGUACGACAGAUCAAGAGAUCCUCUGUGAUGACGAAACUGAUUUGCCCAAUAACAAGACCGCUGGCCGAUGCCACUGCAAAGCAAACGUCGGUGGAUCUCGAUGCGACAGAUGUGCUGACGGUUUUUGGAACUUCGAUCCACAAAAUCCAGAAGGCUGUGAAUCGUGCACUUGUGAUGCAUUAGGUACAAUUAACGAACGAGGAUGCGACCCUGCAAGUGGAAAUUGUUUCUGUAAACGCCACGUAACUGGAAGAAAUUGUGAUCAGUGUCUACCAGAGUUUUAUGGUUUAUCGAACAGCGACGACGGAUGCGCGCCUUGUGACUGUGAUGUUGGUGGUUCAUUGGACAGGGACUGUGAUGUGAUAACAGGACAAUGUAAAUGUCGACCGCAUGUUACGGGCCGUCGUUGUGAUCAACCGAUACAAAACUUUUUCGUAGGUGCACUAGAUUCUAUUGUUGUUGAAGGUGAAUCAAGUCUUUGUGAUUCACAAAUCGAUGACAAUGCUAUUCAAAGUCAAUUGUGUCAUGUUGUAAUCAGAGAAAACUUCCCUGAUGGUAGAAAGGAAACGUGGACAGGACCUGGUUUUAUGAAAAUACCUGAAGGCAGUACUUUAGUUUUUAUUGUUAACAAUUUAAAGAGAAGUAUGAACUAUAACGUUUUGAUAAGGUACGAGCCACAGUCUCCUCUGAAUUGGGAAGAAGCCACUAUUCUUGUAAAAAGACCGUAUGGUGUUGACUCUGAUUCGCCUUGUGCAAAUGUCCGCCCAGAAGACGAUACUGUUUCUACCAGCUUACCGUCUAAUCAGCGCAGUGUGUUAGUUACACCUCCAGUUUGCUUAGAAGCGAACAAAGAACAUGAAGUUCGUAUUUACUUGGGCCGACAGGACGGUCGAACUACUAACCCCAGAGCAACUGUAUUGAUUGAUUCCAUAGUUCUUAUUCCUACUUUUGAUGAUUUGCCAUUUUUCCAACGUCCUAGCCCUAUGAGAGAUGAGUUUGAUCGUUUCAAUUGUGGUGACUCAUAUUAUUAUGACCUUAAUAGAGAUAAUGUGCCUGAAGUUUGUAAAAAAUAUCACGCUAGCAUUGGAUUUUAUGUAAGAAAUGGAUCAGAAUCUUGCCAAUGUGACCCAACAGGAUCCAAAAGUCAUCAAUGCGACCCAUACACAGGUUAUUGUCAAUGUGUAGAAAACAUAGUGGGAGCAAGAUGCGAUCGCUGUGCUCCCGGUACUUACGGUUUCAGCAAGUUUGGUUGUAAACGAUGUGAUUGUAAUAGUAUAGGAUCUCUGGAUAACUUCUGUGACGCUACUAGUGGACAAUGCAAAUGUAGAGCCAAUACUUACGGUAGAGCUUGUGAUCUUUGUCAACCUGGGUAUUUCAAUUUCCCCAACUGUCAACAAUGUGACUGUAACGGUCAUGCGGUAGAGUGUGACGACAGAACAGGAGCUUGCAGGGAAUGUAAUGAUUUCACGGAAGGUCAUCGUUGUGAGAGAUGUGUCGAGGGAUAUUACGGUGACCCGAGACUAGGUGUUGAUAUUGCUUGUCGUCCUUGUCCUUGUCCAGGCGUCAAAGGCGAUCCAAUUAAAAGUAGCCAUGCUGAUAGGUGUGAACUAGAUUCGGAAACUAAAGAUGUCGCAUGUGACUGCAAAGAAGGAUACGCUGGACUACUUUGUGAUGUAUGUGCUGAUAAUUAUUACGGAGAUCCCAUAAAAGGUACUUGUGAAAAAUGCGAGUGUAACGAGAAUACAGAUGUAACGAAACCCGGAAACUGUGAUCCUUACACUGGACAAUGUUUGAAGUGCUUACACAAUACAGCUGGAGAUCAUUGUGAAGUAUGUGCAGAGGGUUAUUACGGAAACGCAAUAGAGAAAGCUUGUUAUAAAUGUAACUGCUCUGAAUUAGGUACAAACUUCACGAGUGGUAAUUGCGAUGGAAUAACGGGACAAUGUCCUUGCUUUAACAAUGUUAUGGGCAUGAAUUGCGACCAGUGUACUGAGAAUCAUUGGAGAAUCGCUCUUGGUACUGGUUGUGACCCAUGUGAUUGUGAUCCUAUUGGUUCUAUUUCGCCACAAUGCAAUCCAUACAUAGGUAAAUGCGAAUGUAAGCCCGGUCACGGCGGUAGGCAGUGCGAUCAAUGCCAAGAAAAUCACUGGGGUAAUCCUAACAUCGAGUGUCAUGAAUGUGAUUGUGACCCAUAUGGCUCAGCGUCAUCACAAUGUAACAGAGAAUCUGGGGCAUGUGUUUGUAAACCAGGUAUCGGUGGUUAUAGAUGCGACAUGUGUGCCAGAGGAUACCUUGGCCAAGCUCCUCAGUGCGAUGCCUGCGGUGAAUGUUUCGAUAAUUGGGAUAGCGUAAUAAAUGAUUUACGUAUCCAAACCGAAUACGCUAUUGGUAAUGCAAGUAAGAUAAAACUCGUGGGGGCGACAGGAGCAUACACAAGGGACUUUGAAGAAAUGACCAAAAGGUUAGCUGACGUGGAAAAUAUGCUUCACAGCACGGAACGGGGACAAACAACCAUACAUGAAAUUUUAUCAAAUGUAACUAAUCUACAAAAUCUUUUGGCUGAAGCGGAGAAAAAAGUUAAAGAUAGCAAUGACAAUCUAAAUGCUAUCACGUCUAAAAUAAAUCUAGGAAAUGUUACAUUAGAUGCUCUGAGAACAAGUAUUGAUAGUCUGAAAGCUAAAACUCUUGAUUUAGGUGAAAAUGCUACCAAGUUGCAAGAAGCUAACUUAGAGGGUGCUUUGAAUUUGACGCGAGAAGCAAAAGAAAGAGCUCUUAAAGCUGCUGACGACGCUGAAAGUGUUCAAACAGUUAUUGCUAAUACUGACCGACAAAUCAAAAAUACCGACCGACUUAUAGAAAUGCAAUAUGCUCAUUUUAAUAACACUCAGAAUGAAAAUGAUAAGAAAUUAGAUGAUAUACAGGAUCAGCUCCUAGAAUUGGAGUCCCAACUGCCUAAACUGAAUGAGAAAAUGUGCGGUUUGGAAAGCGAUUCGUGUGAUAUAUGCGGUGGCGCGGGUUGCGGAAAGUGUGGAGGAAUAUCAUGCGACCAAGGUGCUGUCACAAAGGCUGAGCAGGCCUUGGACUUUGCUAACAAAACCGAACAUAGAAUUAAAGAACAUGAAUUGACUGCCGAAGACUUAUUUAGAUCUGUUUCUCAAGUAAAACAGGACACUGUUGCUGUUCGCGCAAGAGCCAAAGAUUUAAAUAACAGAGCUAUUGACUUUAAAUUAUCAGCGGAGCGAGUAACUAAUGAAAGUCAAGAACUAACUGCAGAACUUAAGGAAUUCUUAUCAAAUACUACAAAUACUCCAACUGAUGUGCGAACUCUAGCUGGUGACAUUCUAAAUAUGUCAAUUAGCAUUGAACCCAAAGAAAUAACGGAGUUAUCACAAAGAAUCAAUUCCACAGUGUCACAACUCACUAACAUUGAAAAUAUUAUAACUGAAACAAAACCUGAUUUAGAAAGGGCUAAAGCUUUAAAACAGAAUGCCACGGCUAUUAAUAAAGCAGCUAAUUUAACAUUAGAAAUGGCAAACAAAGUUUUGGAAGCACUGGAUGAGGCGCAGGCAGCACAAGACGCAGCUGAAAAUGCUAUAGAUAAAGCCAAUGGUGAUAUAGAGGCUGCCAAGAGUGAUUUGGUUCCCAUAGCUAAAGAAACAGAACAGGCUCAAAAGAAAGCUAAUGAAACCAAGGAACAGGUGGAAGGACUGCGGUUGCGUUUAUCAGAUUUACAAAAAGACAUUCUGAAAAUCGAAAGUGAUGCAGAGCAGGUGAAGCAAGAAGCAGAUGAUGUAGUUAAUCGAGCUGAAGGAGCCGAACAAAAAGCUAGGCAGCUGCGGCAAGAUUUCAAACAGACAAAUAUGUCACUGGCAGAACGCGCCAGUCAGACAUCUAACUCUAGAGCACGCGCACAAUUACUGCUAAACCGCGCUACUAAACUUGCAAGUGACACUCAGACACAACUCAAACUACUAGCUAAUAUGGAGGAAUUAUAUAACGAUCACAAUGAACAAUUAAAUAAGCUGGAAAAUGAAAUAGGAGACCUAAAUUCCCAAAUGAACUUCUAUUUGUCAGAGAUCACCAAACGGUCAGAACAUUACAGAUCUUGUACAACGUAAAUGGUUCACCUUCUAAUAUUUAAGUAUCAUAAAUAUGAAAAUUUCCUACUUUUGUUACUAUAUUCAUGCGUGCCAUAAUACUGUGUAUUGGACUAUUAAUGAGUAAUUUUCGUUAAAGUGUAGUUUGACUACUUCGUCUGUAUUAUAUUGCAAUAAGCGUGGGUUGUACUGAAUACAUUCUUCCUGAAUUGAAAGUGUCUGUACUUACUUAAGUUUUAAGUUUGCUACAGCAAGCAAUAUUUGUUAUAUUAUGUAAAUUAUUAUUUACCAAACUUAUAACAAGAUUGACAUGUACUGUACGAUGAUAUGUUUUUCAUUUAAAUCUUUCUACGGGAAUUUCCCAAUAGACAACUGUGAAGUUAAUAAGAAAUGUAUGGGGGUCUUUAAGAAAAGAAAACAAUUUUGAUUUAUAGACUAUAACAAUACUAUCCCAAAGAAUUUUAUAGUUGUAGUACCCUAAGAUGCUAUCUGUUUAUAUAUUUAAAUAGAAAUCGUUGUAAACUAACCAUUUGCUGAUAUAUGAUUACAAUGCUAUGCUAGGGUAGCCGUGUUUAUUUGUUAAAUAAUAAUUAUAAGUAAUUUAUGUUCAACUGCAAGUCGUUUCUAUCUUCAGAUUAAUUAUUAUUGUAGCUAUACUUAUAGAUAAAGUGCGUGUCUAUCUGUAAAAACUAAUUUAAUUGUAUGUGUAUUUCUAGAAUAUUCUGAGCUCUACAUUCUAAGUACAUUUUGUUACAUAUUAAUUCCUUGCCAUUAAGUUGUCUCAUCAUCCAUUUUGUGAUUCUUUAUAUCUGUAUUUAGGGUGCCAUAUAAAACUUUUAUAAACAGUGCAUUUAUCAGACCUAAUUUUAAGUAAGUUUUUUAUAGUAGAGCUAGACUUUUUGACUUUUUUAUAAUUGAAUAAGCAGCCAUAUUUCUACUACAGUUUGUAAAAUAUGAGGCAUCAAUACUUAAUUAUAGAAAGUUGUUAAUACAUUUUUUCAUAUAA
Molecule: messenger RNA, 6341 nt
Organism: Pectinophora gossypiella (pink bollworm)
Lineage: Eukaryota; Metazoa; Arthropoda; Insecta; Lepidoptera; Gelechiidae
Gene: LanB1
Product: laminin subunit beta-1
Exons: 1
Coding region: 14-5356 (1780 amino acids)
Biological process (GO): cell migration; substrate adhesion-dependent cell spreading; basement membrane assembly
Cellular component (GO): laminin trimer
Source: RefSeq, a predicted model, not a curated record